AUACCUGGAGCGGAUCUUCAAGUACGCCAAUUGCAGUCCUUCGUGCUUCGUGGUGGCUUAUAUCUAUCUCGAUCGGUUCGCGAAGAAACAACCGCUUUUGCCGAUCAACUCUCUCAAUGUCCAUCGGUUGCUUGUUACCAGUGUCCUUAUUUCGAUCAAGUUCAUGGAUGAUAUGUGUUAUAAUAAUGCUUACUACGCAAAAGUUGGAGGGAUAUCAACGGCUGAGAUUAACCUGCUUGAAGUCGACUUCUUAUUCGGAUUGGGGUUCCAAUUAAACGUGACACCGAACACCUUUCAUGACUACUGUACAUACCUCCAAACGGAGAUGAGGAUGAUGGGAUUUCCUCCUCUGUGCUCAGCUCCACAAGUUCCUACCAUAGUCGCAGAUCAUUGUUCCAUCAACGAAGAUGAUUGCCAAUCUCAACAUCAUCAUCCACAGCUAGCCGUUUAAGGAUCUCUGGACAGAAAUAUGGGUUGACUUUUAAGU
Molecule: messenger RNA, 487 nt
Organism: Cynara cardunculus var. scolymus (artichoke)
Lineage: Eukaryota; Viridiplantae; Streptophyta; Magnoliopsida; Asterales; Asteraceae
Product: cyclin-U4-1-like
Exons: 2
Biological process (GO): regulation of cyclin-dependent protein serine/threonine kinase activity
Molecular function (GO): protein kinase binding
Source: RefSeq, a predicted model, not a curated record